Molecule: messenger RNA, 1824 nt
Organism: Strongylocentrotus purpuratus (purple sea urchin)
Lineage: Eukaryota; Metazoa; Echinodermata; Echinoidea; Camarodonta; Strongylocentrotidae
Product: small integral membrane protein 8
Exons: 3
Coding region: 371-682 (103 amino acids)
Source: RefSeq, a predicted model, not a curated record
UAUUAGACUAAUGUAAUCUUCCUUAGAUAGAAUAUUUAAAUAUAUUUAUUAAUUAUUUUUAAAUAUAUAACAUUUGAAAUCUUAUCCAUAUGUUUUAUAAAGGUUUAUAGUUGCAUAUUAAAGAAAACUGUUAUCCAUGAGCCAUGAGAAAAUCGUCUGCUUUCGUUCAUUAUACAUGUUACUUUGACUGCAAUAUGCAUGCGCAUGCAAACAAUGCAAUGCAGAGCUAGACCCUAGCUAGAGAGAGAAUUGUGAAGAGUGAAGAUUGAAAAAGUACGAGUCUUUAUCAUUGUUGAACUACAGCCCCUAACACGGUUAGUUUUUAGUGCUGCAUAGAUUUAUGUAAAGGUUUAACACAAGGAAGAAUCUAAUGGCAGAUGGAAAAGAACCUCCUGUGAAGGCUGGAGGACAGACAGGAGCCGGAGCCGGGACUGGAGCAGGAGCAGGAGAAGGCAUCCGGAGUAUAAAAUCUACAUCAUUAUUCAGAGCAGUCAACUUUGAACUCUAUGCUAAACCCAACAAAUUUAUAAUGGGAUUCGGUCUGGCUGCCCUCACCGGCUGUGUCGCGUACAUUGCCUAUAUCAACGCACAGAAAGAGAACCAGAAAGACAGUGACAUGUAUGAACAGUUCCGACUUGAUGGCACUACCAUCAUGAGGCCAAAAUCUUCCAAAUGGGACUGAGAGAUCAUUAUAGACUCAACAGUUUUAGCUGAGUGUGGAUGAAUGAACAGACACCAUUGUUUGGUAUGCGGCUGUGGGACUGAGCUGAUGGACUAGGAGAAUUCUAUGAGAUCAUAAGAGCAUUAGAAUCAAGUGCAAACAGACUAGAACAUCUGUGGUUGGUUGGAGUCCUGAAACCUAUAGUGAAUCUGUGUUACUUCAAGGUGCCUGCUGAUUCCAAUAUUUUGUUGGCAAUAUAAUAAUAAUAAUAAUAUUUAAUUUUUAUAUAGUGCUUAUCACAAAUGUCUCUAAAUGCUUUACAAAUAUACUAUUACCCCUGUCAUUGGAUGUGUGAAAUGCACAUGGUACAAAUGUAAUAAACACUUCUGUGUUUUAAACCAAUUCUAAAGAAAUGAGUUAGUGGAAAUACUAGAGAUCAGGUAUGCCUUAUACAUUUGAGAAAGUUUGAGGUUUUAAUAUCUUCUUAAACCCACAGCUAAUAUUUAUUUGACAGACAAAUUUAUCCAAAGUAUCUAAUUUUUAAGUAGAUAUAAACAAGUUAGAAAUGUAAGUAAAGUCACUUGGGGAUGGUGUUUUACGGCCCAGCAUAUGUCCCUUGAAAAUUGAGAGCUCCAUUAGAUUGAGGGCAAAUUGGACUAUUCUUUUAGAUGAAUCGGGCUUUUGAUUUGGGUAGGGGUUAGAAUUGAUUGGACAAUUUUACCUAAUUCUCUGGCACUUUUGACCAAAACAAAGUGACAUCAGAUUCAAUGUUUUGUCUGGAUUAAACUAACACAAUUUUCGUCUUCUCCAAACAGGGUUGAAAAUUGUUUGUUUAAUAUUUUCUCACAAGUCGCUAUCAUGAAAAUUAUUUCAUUUCUAGAAACUCUACAAGGCCUAUAUAUUACAUACUUCAAGAUUUGCAUGGCUAUUUAUAAAGGAUUUGUAAGGAAAUGUGUAUAUCAUUGGUUGAUCGUUAUACAUGAAGGCUAGGGAAUGCUUGAGCCUUUCUUUAAAUUGUUUACAUAUUAUGUAUAAGCCAUAUGUCUCCAAAUUGAAACUCUGAAAAACCUGUAUGGUGGACAUGAACAUGUUAUAUAGAUACAAGCAAUGCUGAUAUAUUUUUUUGUUGAAUCAACAGUUUGAUUAAAUAAAUAAAAAAAUAA